Hydractinia symbiolongicarpus is the source of this 2189-nucleotide messenger RNA. Its product is annotated as ectonucleoside triphosphate diphosphohydrolase 1-like. Gene Ontology annotation, molecular function: nucleoside diphosphate phosphatase activity. The coding region runs from base 298 to 1827 and encodes 509 amino acids. The record is from RefSeq and is a predicted model, not a curated record. Gene Ontology annotation, biological process: nucleoside diphosphate catabolic process. The transcript is spliced from 11 exons. Lineage: Eukaryota; Metazoa; Cnidaria; Hydrozoa; Anthoathecata; Hydractiniidae. Gene Ontology annotation, cellular component: membrane.
CUUUAUUAACCUCUACGGUGGAGAGAGCUCUAUGCGGCUAUGCGAUUUAUGAUGCUAAUGUAUUUAUAUUCGUUAUAUCAGGUAAAUGAGAUUUUUAAAAAGGAUGAUUAAAGAUGUUUAAAAAGCAGGGAAGUCGGAAUUAACGUUAAUCUAUGUGACAGAUUUACUGUUUUAAAAAAAAUACUUGUUGAAAGUAACAGAGAUGGUGUAAGAAAAAUUGUGAAGUUAGGAAUAUAUUAACCACAUACUAUAACGAAGGUUAAAAGCGAUUCAACUUGAUAUAAAAACAAAACAAACAUGCAACAAAGACUCGUUACAGAAGACUCCCAUCCAAGCUCUAAACCUUGCGUAGUUUGUGGUAAAGGGAAACUUCUUGCUGUCGGUAUCUUCCUCAUCUUAUUGGGUGUACUUGCUGCGUCACUACUUGGUGUGUAUAGAUCCAAAGAAGACACAAAGAUACUCAGGGGUCGCUUUGGCAUUAUAUUUGAUGCUGGAGGUUCAGGAACACGAAUGGCAGUGUACGAAUACACGGAUAAUAAGAUGAAAGAAUUGGAAUAUAUCAAAUGCGAAGAUAACGGAUUAGCAAAAUUUGUUGGUCGUGAAAAUGAAAUCGCUGCACCACUAAACCGUUGUUUGGAAAAAGCUGAAAAGCAGGUUCCUUUGCAAGUUGAAGGUUCAACACCAAUUUACAUGUCAGGAACAGCUGGAAUGAGGCUUCUUAACGAAAGUAGCAGUAAAAACAUAUGGAAAACAGUUCGUGGGGUUUUAAAUAAUGGAAGUUUCCUUGUUAAAAUGGUUGGAACUUUACCAGGAAAAAAAGAAGCAGCUUACUCAUGGACAACUAUAAAUUCUUUACUUCAAACAAAGCAGAAUACUUCUGGCUUACUGGAGUUAGGCAGCACAUCCUUGCAAUUGUCUUUCGAGUCUCAUACACCUGCGGCUAUACCAUCUGCGCAUAAAGAUGAAGUAAAGUUUAACGGAAAGAAGUAUAAUAUAUAUGCACAUUCGUAUCUUUGUUUUGGCGCUACAGAGUUCAUAAAAAAAUAUAGAGCUUUUGUCAUAAAGGAAGCCAACUUUUCAUCAACAAUAGAAGAUCCGUGUUUAUUUCAAGGAUACAACGUCACAGUACAAUCCAGCAUAUGGAAAGAAGCAUGUGUGCGGAUGUUAGUUGAUGACAAAGCCAUGGCGGCGCACGGAACAACUUCGUACACGUUGGUUGGAACAAGCAAUUACACACAAUGUCUUAACACUAUCAAAAAGAUGCACAAUGAAAGCUUAUGUACUAAAGACGAGUGCAAAGAGAAUGAUUUUUUACAAGAACAUGCUGCAGGACUGUUUACAGCCAUUGGUGGGGGAGUAUAUUUCUCAUCGUCCUUCUUAAAUAUCCCACAACCAACCACUUUGACGAGCUACAUGAAUGCAACUAUGACGCUAUGUAGCUAUACAUUUCAACGUUUGAAAAAGAUGAAAUCUUUCACUGAUUUUGCAGUUAACUACUGUCUCAAUGACGUGUACAAUUACUAUAUCAUGAACGAUAUAUUGAAGUUGGGCGGAAAAGGAACUGUGCAAUUCAAACGAAAGAUAAAUGGCGAACGAUUAGUAUGGACAGUCGGCUCCAUGUUGAAUCAUGUUGAUGAAAUGUCGCCUGUUUUAGUGGAACGAUCAAGAAAAAUAUCAAGCUUGGUCUUCAAUCUAUUUAUAGUUGUCUCUGUCCUAUUUAUAGUAAUAGGCUUUGUUCUGAUAGUUCGAUCACGUGACUACUUUAGAAGAGAAUGGAGUAUCAACAAUUCUAACAACAACGUUAAUCCACAAUCAAUUAAUUUAUAGACAAUUGGAUAAAUUAUUGAUAAAAUAUUUGGAUAUUGUUAUGUUCUGGUCUACAGAACGUACAUGGGGAGAGAACCUUCACCGAGAUGUAUCAUAUUAAUACGCAAAGGAAGACGAGAAUCUCCUUGGAUGCUUCAACACAGAUACGACCCUUGCUGGUUGCCUAGUAACGACCCUUGCUGGUUGUUACUAGGGAGAUUAAAUCUUAUUGGUUGCCAUAAAAGACGUGAGUAUCUCAUCAAACGGAGAACUGUAAAAAGCACGUAAUUUUUAAAAACUUAUUAAGUAAAUAGAAUAAAUUAAUUUGUCAAAUUAUAUACCACUUUAAAAUAAUUGUACGUGAAAAAAUAUUUAUUCUCAUA